Drosophila bipectinata is the source of this 1897-nucleotide messenger RNA. RefSeq names its product nucleoporin Ndc1. Gene Ontology annotation, biological process: nuclear pore organization. Gene Ontology annotation, cellular component: spindle pole body; nuclear pore transmembrane ring. Gene Ontology annotation, molecular function: protein-macromolecule adaptor activity. NCBI's taxonomy places the organism in Eukaryota, Metazoa, Arthropoda, Insecta, Diptera, Drosophilidae. The record is from RefSeq and is a predicted model, not a curated record.
CUGGGAACUGUGUCAAUCGAGACAGUAAACUGACAGAAAGCAGGUUGCCCCCACUCCCAGACAUAAAUUCCGAUUCCCAUUGAAAUUCUUAGCAAAAAUCUAUAACUUUGGGUUCUUUGGAGCCGAAAUUCCGAAAUGAAGGUGGACGUGCAGGCGCUCUAUGAGCACUGGAUGCCCAAGUACCUCCAGGUGCAACCCGCCAAGAUCAGGAUAACGAUACUAUACCGCUUCAUGCUGGCGAGUGUCCUCUGCUUUGUGCUGGACUACCAGCUGCUGGCCAUGUUCCUCUGCCUCAAUCUCUUUGAAGCGCGAAGACCAAGUAGUUCCCUGGGCGGGAUCUUCCUGUGGACCUUCUUCUCGGUGUACACCUCUGUGAUAAUGCUGAUCAUACGAGCCGGGACGGCAGGAUAUGGCUGGCUACUCUGCAACAUACACUACUCGGAUCCAAUCCUCUACCGGAAUCGAAGAGAUCGGUUCGCCGACGAGUGGCCGCUGCUCUUCAGGAUACUGUCAACGCUGCUCUUCAUAACCGCCAUGACCAGCAUCCUGUUUUCCUCCUUUGUGGACACGAAGGAGACCGGAUACCUCCUCACCUGUGGCCUCCUCUGCGGCAUAACCCAUUUUGUGACCAAUUUCGAGAAGACCUUUGAGAGAUUCCCAAUGCCUAUACUGCAAAUAAAGUUCCACGAGGCCCUCAUCAACCUUUGGUGGCGCACCCUGAAGAGGUCCGGCCGGGAGGCCUUCUACCAGACGCUCCGAUUUUCCCCGAUCUACUGGUAUUGGACGGGACGUCUGGGCAACACCAUCACCCAGCCGGGACUCCACCUCCAGUGCUGGCUGCUGUCGACCCUGAUCCUGACCAAACUCCAUAUGGUUAGGAGACUCUAUGGCCUGGUAAUGCAGCGUCCCCUGCCGCUGAUAAUCGACUCCCCGGAGCUGCACGAGAACCCCAAGACAUGCCUCUUCAACAUAAUUGUGGGUCGUGUGAUGCACUUUUACUCCACGAUGCAGAUGGUGCCCCUUCCAAGGGAUCUGCAGGUCAACAACCUGAUGCUGCCGAUCGAAAUGGUCCUCAGUGCCGGCAGAAUACACGGCUUCCGGCUCCUGGCCACCCGGGAGUUCUACGCCGCCAUGUCGGGGAAGUUAUGCAACAAACUAUUCGUCCUGAAAGACAUGAAGAACAUUCAUUCCAACUGGGCGGAGCUGCGCGACCUCUUGAUCAGUGACAUCGAGGAGUUCGUGCAGCGGCUCCAGAACUGCACCCAGAAGUUCCACCCAAAGAAUAGGACCGUCAAUGUCAAGACUCCCAAGGCCGGACUGCGUCCCCUCAUGCUGCCAUCUCCGAAGAAACUCCCAGUAUGGCGCAAUGCCUGCCACCAGUUCUCGAGACCCGUCGAAUGGUACUUCCUGAAGUGGUUGAAUGUCCUAGGACUCUUCUUGGUCAACAAACUCAUUGGAUUGAAGCGCCACCUGCUAGAACAGCUUCCAGCAAGCGAGCAUUUACAUCGGUACUUUUACGAGGAGGACGUCCUGGCCGAGCUCAACCACGAGCUGCGGUGCGGCGAGCCCAUGGUUUGGAUGCUCCAGGGCCUGGUUAGUGUCUUUAUGAGGUCUAUUAAGGAGGAUCGGUAUGGUAUCGUCCAGAACGACCUGCCCCUCGUCUUCGAGACCCUUCACAAGGUGGAGGACCAGUUGAAUUCCGCCACCUUACUAAUCCACAAGCACAGGUGUAAUUGCCUGAAGACAUCCCCGAGCCACGAGCUCCUGUUGACGGCCAUCAGGCGCUGCCAGUGCAGAAUGCUGACGACCUUUGGCCCCCACUUGGACUUUAUUCUGGGACGGUGCGAUUUGAAAAGAGCCCUGGAGGAGAGGAUGGAACUCAUUUACUAAUUUUAUG